Molecule: messenger RNA, 708 nt
Organism: Penicillium chermesinum
Lineage: Eukaryota; Fungi; Ascomycota; Eurotiomycetes; Eurotiales; Aspergillaceae
Product: glutathione S-transferase family protein
Exons: 3
Coding region: 1-708 (235 amino acids)
Source: RefSeq, a predicted model, not a curated record
AUGUCUGACAUCACACUCUAUACUUUCCUGACGCCGAACGGCACCAAAGCUUCAAUUACCCUGGAAGAGCUCGGUUUACCUUACAAGGCUGAAACAGUCGAUAUUACAAAAAACACCCAGAAGAAGGACUGGUUCCUGAAAAUAAAUCCCAAUGGCCGUAUUCCUGCCAUGCUCGAUGGAUCGCAGCGCGUAUUUGAAAGUGGGUCUAUCAUGCUCUAUCUCGUCGACAAGUACGACACCGAGCGCAAGAUCAGUUACGCGCCCGGCACUCCAGAGCAUACCGAGCAGAUCUCCUGGUUAAUGUUCCAGAUGGGCGGCCUUGGACCUAUGCAGAGCCAAGCGAACGUAUUCAGCUUCUUUGCUCCCGUCCGCUCAGACUACGGCAUCGAGCGGUAUAUCGAUGAGACCAAGCGACUGUAUGGAGUCCUCGAAUCCCAGUUGAAGGAGAGCCCUUAUCUCGCCGGCAAUAAGUACACGAUUGCCGAUAUCGCGAACUUCACCUGGGUACGUGGCGGCACGCUCCUUCUCGAGUUUGAUCUGUCGGAAUUCCCGGCCCUGAAGAAAUGGCGAGAUGAGAUCCAGCAGCGGCCCGCGGUGCAGAAGGGCUUGACGAUUCCUGAGACUGGUCGCUCCGAGGAACAGCUCCACAACAUGCUGAAGGCAGGACGUGAGAGGAUUCUGGGUCUGAAGAACGAGGAUAAAAACUAG